CUAUGAUGAAAAUGACAGGCCUCAUCUUUUUAAGUGGGAGGACUUGCACAAUUGGUGGCUGACUAAAUACUUUUUUUGCCCCACUGUACCUAUACAAUACAAUGACUCCAGUAUAGGCUGACCCCUACCAAGUUACCUAUACAAUACAACUGUAGGAUACUUCACCCCUGAAUGAUUAUACUGCAACAACCAAUAUGGCAGUAUCUUUGACCAAUUAGGCCUAAUUGUCAAAGAAGUAAUAACAGGUGAAACUGCACACAGCUUUGUAGUUCAAUGUGCAGAAUGUUUAGUUUAGUUUGGACCAUCUUUAUGCUCAAGGCGGGAGUUAUUUUAUCCUUCUUUCCAUAAUGGUGAUAUGAAAAACCAAAAUGGUGUGAUGAAAAGCUCUCAAAUUGACUGAUUCAACUGUUUUCUUACCAGAGACGUAAUGUGUCGUCUCCAAAUGUUUACAACUGUACUCAUCAAUAUUUAAAUUAGGUCUGCUGUAAAAGGUUACGUUUUCUUUCUUUCUUAUACAAGCAUGCCACACAUGACUGGGUGACCUGAAACCAAUGAUGACUCAGUAUCAUUUGUGGGAGUACUGUACAUGCAACAGAGUAGUGUCACUCUUGUGCAAAGCUCUGCAGUGCAAACAUUACACCCUUUUAUGGCUUCUCUGCUACUUGGGAUACAUGGUUUAGGGUAGUGGUAGGUCUUACCUUACCAUCACUCCACAGUGUGUGUUCUUAAAUUCAAUCUGGAGUGCUUAGAGUGCGCUCGUAAAUUCAUCAGUUAUUCUGCGCUCUGGCACACUCGGACGAGAGUGCUCUGAAAUUGGAGUAGAUAUUGCCAGAGUGAAUUUACGAACGCACCCACAGAUUCACACACAAAAUAGGCAAUAGCUACACUUUUCCAAAUCCUAUAUGGCUCCACCCUGAAGGAUCUGGUGAUGAUGGGGUGGGUGUUUGUGUGAUAACGGUGCUUCUGGUUCCUGCUUGCUAUUCUUAAUUUGAUCCGACGCAUGUCUCUUCCAGCAUGGCUCUCUGUGUUCUAAUACUGGCUGUAUUGAUGCUGUCUCAGGAGGUUGCAAUCAAACAACGUCAGUCUAUUCUCCUCAACUUGACUCCCUGGUGGGAAAAAAAAAUUAAGAAUUUGUGCACUAAAACCAAUCAACAUUUUGAAUUUAAAAAAAAUCCUUUGAAAAACUGUUUAGAAUGAGAAAUGAAUUUGGCUUUGUGAAGUAAUGAACAAAGUGCUGUUGUGUAAUAUAAUUUACCAUCAACUGUGAUUAUUAGAGGCAGUAAGCAUGGGCCACAUCUGGCCUGUACAAUGCAAUGAAACCAGUUCAUGCAGCUCAGAAACUUCUCAGUAAACCCUGUUACUAAUACUGAAGGUUUUCCUUGUCAAUUGACCCCAUAUUUUUUUUGUCUUCCAGUGUGUAUUAACCUCUUUUGGAAAGUGAAUCGCAUGCUCUGAAAGAUGGACAUUUGUACGUGUUUCCCCCGGUUCAUUUGGUUAAUCCUUUAAUUUCAAGUUACCGGCUCUUUUCUUUCCUUCCCUGUUUCUUCUCAUCUUAACCACCAUUACUCUGUGUCUUCUCAUCUUAACCACCAUUACUCUGUUCUUCUCUACCAAAUGUUACUGCCUACUUCUGUAACAUUUCCACUUUUCUCCCCAAUACUACAUCUUCAUCCAUGACUUUUCAUUUGUUUUUCUGUUUUUCUCUUCUUUCUACACCCCUUCCCCCUUUUUGUUGUCCUGUCUUCAUCCCAAUCAUGAUCUGUUUCCUCUUUCAUUUGCUUUGAACCCCUGUCCCCGAUCAUACCAUGCCCUGCCGUGCCCUGUGUCCCCCGUCCACCUCACAACCACCACCUCCACCUGCAUUGUCCUUCGAUGACUCCCACCCGUACCCCAUUCCUCCCUCCUGUGUGUGUCUCCCCUGUGUCUCUGCCUCCCCACCCUUCUCUCUCCCAGAGACCAUGUCAGUGCGGGGCAGUGGCACUGGCAGUUUGCGGGGUUCAGUGCGAGGCAGUGGUGGUGGAGGCUCGUUCAGCAUGCACUCCCUGCUCCAGUCGUACGGCUCCGCCCUGCGCCGACCACACAGCCUGGGCCGCAGCCUCAGCUCCUAUCUCAACCACACCACACGCCUGGAGAUAGUUCAUGAAGAUGUGAAGAUCGGCUCUGAUGGGGAGAGUGACCAGGUCUCGGCCACCUCUUCUGAUGAAGUACACAGUCCUGUCAGGGUCCGCCUCAGGAACAACUCUGUACGCAAGAUAUCCACCGAGGAUAUAAACAAGCGGUUGUCCUUGCCUGCGGACAUCCGUCUCCCAGAUGGCUACCUGGAGAAGUUCUGUCUGAACAGUCCUCUUUUUGACAAACCUCUGAGCCGGAGGCUAAGGAGAGUCUCCCUGUCCGAGAUUGGCUUUGGGAAGCUGGAGACCUAUGUGAAGCUGGAUAAGCUAGGAGAGGGAACCUAUGCCACGGUAUACAAAGGGCGCAGCAAGCUGACUGACAACCUGGUGGCUCUGAAAGAGAUCCGAUUGGAGCAUGAGGAGGGGGCUCCCUGCACUGCCAUCAGAGAAGUGUCUCUGCUGAAGGAUCUGAAACACGCGAACAUAGUGACCCUCCAUGACAUCAUCCACACGCAGAAGUCUCUCACGCUGGUCUUUGAGUACCUGGAUAAAGACCUUAAGCAGUAUCUGGAGGAUUGUGGCAACUCUAUCCACAUGCACAAUGUGAAGCUCUUCCUGUUCCAGCUGCUGCGUGGCCUCAACUACUGCCACCGCCGCAAAGUCCUCCACAGAGACCUCAAACCCCAGAACCUGCUCAUCAACGACCGCGGAGAGCUCAAACUGGCUGACUUUGGCCUGGCCCGGGCUAAGUCCAUUCCCACCAAGACAUACUCCAACGAGGUGGUGACGCUAUGGUACCGUCCCCCAGACAUCCUCCUAGGAAGCACUGACUACUCAACGCAGAUAGAUAUGUGGGGAGUGGGUUGUAUCUUCUAUGAGAUGUCUACAGGCCGCCCCCUGUUUCCUGGUUCCACAGUGGAGGAGGAGCUGCACUUCAUCUUUAAACUGCUAGGUACACCCAAUGAGACAUCCUGGCCUGGAAUCACCUCCAAUGAGGAAUUCAUCUCAUACAACUACCCCCGGUACAGAGCCGACUGUCUACGGAAUCACACACCAAGACUGGACAAUGAAGGAGUGGAACUGCUGUCCAAACUGCUGCAGUUUGAGGGAAAGAAGCGCAUCUCAGCAGAGGAGGCCAUGAGGCAUCUAUACUUCCACAGUCUGGGAGACCGAGUCAUCACACUGCCUGACUCUACAUCAAUAUUUUCACUUCAAGACAUUCAGCUGGAGAAGGAGCCCGGCUGUAGAAGUAGCUCCUUGUCUGACUCAGUGAACAGCAUAUCUCGACGACAGAGCCUGCUUUUCUGAGUGGAGUGAGACAGAGACGGACGAACGAGAGGACGGGAAGCUGAGACAUUUCUGUGUGCGAUGAAGGGAUACAUAUUCAUCAUCUUUAUACCUUUUGAAUUGUCAUUGUUGGUCCAUUUAGUGUUGAGAGGUUCACUAGCUGUUUACAUGUAAGACGAGGCUGAGGAGGAUACCUGUUUUUCUUCUGUGUUUGCUCUCAAUAUGCACUCUCUCCUCUAUAUAGAACAGUUUACUGUCACAGACACACUUUUACCAUCACGUAUACUGUAAAUGCUGACAGGCAAAGAAAGCCUUACCAUUUUUCCUUGUAUAGCUAACUACUGUGAUUUUUAGUUUACAGGCUGACAUAAUUGCAGCCCUGUAUAAUUACAUUUAGACAUGUCAGGACAUUCUUUGAAUGCAAUAAUCAUCACCCGUACAUUUUAAUGGAUUUGGACCAAAGUUUUCGACUCACUUAAAUUAUGCACAAUGCUAUUGUAAUACCCCUAGCUAGAACCUUUCUAUUUGUUAUUGUAUAAUACCACAAUGAAGGAAUAAUUUGAAAAAUGACAAGGCUUGAAUAAGUGAUAAGUUGAUUAGAGUUGUCUUCUAAUUGAGGGGGGGAAUAAUACGGUGAGGCUGAAGUGUCUCACCUUGGUCUUCCACACCCCCAUUUCCACCACAGCAAGGUAUUACAGUCUAGCCCUCCCAUUUCCACCACAGCAAGGUAUUACAGUCUAUCCCUCCCAUUUCCACCACAGCAAGGUAUUACAGCCUAUCCCUCCUAUUUCCACCACAGCAAGGUAUUAGUCUAUCUCUCCCAUACCUUCCCAUUUCCACCACAGCAAGGUAUUACAGUCUAGCCCUCCCGUUUCCACCACAGCAAGGUAUUAGUCUAUCCCUCCCAUUUCCACCACAGCAAGGUAUUACAGUCUAUCCCUCCAAUUUCCACCACAGCAAGGUAUUACAGUCUAUCUCUCCCAUUUCUACCACAGCAAGGUAUUACAGUCUAGACCUCCCAUUUCCACCACAGCAAGGUAUUACAGUCUAUCCCUCCCAUUUCCACCACAGCAAGGUAUUACAGUCUAUCCCUCCCAGCUCCAUCAAUCCAAGGUAUUACAGUCUAUCCCUCCCAUUUCCACCACAACAAGGUAUUACAGUCUAUCCCUCCCAGCUCCAUCAAUCCAAGGUAUUACAGUCUAUCCCUCCCAUUUCCACCAUAGCAAGGUAUUACAGUCUAUCCCUCCCAGCUCCAUCAAUCCAAGGUAUUACAGUCUAGCCCUCCCAUUUCCACCACAGCAAGGUAUUACAGUCUAUCCCUCCCAUUUCCACCACAGCAAGGUAUUAGUCUAUCCCUCCCAUUUCCACCACAGCAAGGUAUUACAGUCUAGCCCUCCCAUUUCCACCACAGCAAGGUAUUAGUCUAUCCCUCCCAUUUCCACCACAGCAAGGUAUUACAGUCUAUCCCUCCCAGCUCCAUCAAUCCAAGGUAUUACAGUCUAGCCCUCCCAUUUCCACCACAGCAAGGUAUUACAGUCUAUCCCUCCCAUUUCCACCACAGCAAGGUAUUACAGUCUAUCCCUCCCAUUUCCACCACAGCAAGGUAUUACAGUCUAGCCCUCCCAUCUCCGUAAUCAUUGAAGGGUUAGUUUAGUACCAGGUAGAUUAAUCCCAACAGUGUCAUGGUGGCAUUUGGGGGAAAUCCUCAUGUUGUAUUUAUUUAUUUAUUUUCAUAAUGCUGUGCUUGGCUGAUAUGGUACAAUGGUUUGAAAGAAAAGCACUUCUGUUCUAUUUUCACACAACGUUUUGCAGUUCUCUGAGGAAUCCAUAGCACUUACAGGAAUUCUCCUCAUUCUUGCAGGAAUUCUGGAAUUUGGGGAACCGUUGUACCAAAAACCUGGAGAUGGCGUUCUCUUUAUUGAUUAUAUAGACAUGCAUCCAAUACAAAUUGAGCUUCCACGGUGAAACAUCACAACCCUGAUAGGUUUAAUGACUCUUUAGGGCACAGGGUACAGUAUUGUUGGGUGUAAUGUAAUUGUGUUUACACAUCUACCUGUUUGGAGUGAAAGAGACAGUCUGCAAAUGUCCCCACUAUGUACAGGGUGAUGUGUGGUCAUCAUUCUGAGGAGAGUGAGAGAGUGCACCAGACACAGUGUCACUACUUUUACACCGCCUGCUGAUGUAGUUAGCCCACCUAUUAACCACGGCUGUUGUUCUAUAGCAGUGGUUCCCAACCUUUUACCCAUGUACAAUUUACCAGUAGGCCUAUGGUCUCAUGAGUCUUCUCAAGUACCCCCUGUGGAUAGGCCACGUUCCCGUGGUUGGGAAACACUGUUCUAAAGCACUUCCGUAUGUGGAAUCUGUGAAAACCAAAGUGAACAUUGCAUAAAACUGUCAUCUGACAUUUCUGGCUCGUCGUUUUGAAUGGGGAUAGAUGAUGUGUUUCAAACCUCAAAUAACCAAAGUAUACAUUUUUGGAUUGAGGUGGUAACGUGGAGAGAAAUGCAGUUGGUUAUGAAUUCUCACCAUCUCAACCAUUGGGUUAGUUUGGUGGGUUGGGGUGUGAUCCUAGCAGCGAGAUGUUGUGAACUUAGUAAGUGUGAAUGAGUGAGCGUGUGCUGUCUGUGUGUGUGUGUGUGUGUGUGUGUGUGUGUGUAUGUGUGUGUAUGAAAGAGCCAGAGUGAGAGAGUCAGAGCAGAGGAUAUGUGUCGUGAAGCACGGCAAUGUUAUAUUGUGGAAAAAGAAUAUGGUAUGUUGUAAAUAACCUUAGAUUAUUUUACGGAACCGAGCAGAGGACUGUGCAAUGAGAUGAGGAUACUCUUCUCAUUAUGUCAUUUUGAAGAUAAGAAUAUAGUUUUCUUACGAUGAUCAUUGAUUAUAUUGUUAUUGUGCUUUUAAUGAGAAAAGGUUUAUUUGUUCAUAGAAUACAUAAUCAGUGUAGAUAUUUGCAUUUUAUGUUUAUAAUUUGUUUUCUCUGAUGGUGAAAGGGGCUCUUCCAUAUACAUUGUCAGAAGAAGCAUGGAUAUGUUGCCAUGGAAGGGCUAAUAGGUUGGUCGUGAAGUCGCCUCUUGUCCCAUUUUAUAUUUCGCAAUAACUGUUGUACUACGCAAUAACAAGUUGUACAGUACGUGAUCCCUGUCCAAAUUUACCAGUGGAUUGAAUACUUUAUAUCUAACACAAAAACAAUGAAGUCACAACUUUAAGUAGAACAAAAAAAAGAUACUGGAGACUGUUUUAUUGCCCAUUGUCACUUUUACAUUUGGAUUCAAAGAGUGAGAUUUUGAUAUCACUGUUGACAAAGCGCUUCGUUUUUCUUUUAUUGAGCCAAGAAACAAGAAACUUCUUGUAGUUUUCAGUAUUGAUAAAACUGUUUGACAUUUCUUUAUAAAGCAAAACAAGUUCAAUUCUAAGGUGUAGUGUAUGUGCCGAGGUUAAGACCAUGUUCUUCAGUUGUCAAGGAGAGUUGGAUUACAGAUUGGACAAUGCAAUGAGACUUGGUUUUGAAGCAGCUUUACCAUACAGCCCAGCAUAUCUAAUGGGCAUGUGAUGUGUUGAUGAGGUUGAAAAGGUAUGAACAUGUACUGUAAACUGGUGUGUGUGUGUGUGUGUACAUAUGUAGGUACUGUAAAACAUACCAUUUGAAAAGGAAUUUAAACAAACCCAAGCAAUACAUUUGGCAAAUGUCUGAUGCAGAAGCCAAACAAGUUGGUGCUCUGAUAGCAUUUAGGAAUGGCAUGUUAUGUGGAGGCUACAGUACACAGCAAUGUGAUAGGAUGUUUUUCCUAUAGUUGGUUGGGAAAACUGGGCCAUAUUCAGUAGGUAUAACACUACAGGAAGUUGCAGAUAUAAAUGGAAUGUAGCCUAUGGAGCAACCAACACAUUAGACUGGCAUUUUUCUCUGACACGUUCUUCAUGGCUGCACAUCUGAAUAUGUUUUAGAUCUGUGUGUAUAUUGUAUGAAUAUGUAAAUGCUCAAGAUGUUUUGUGAAGAGAAUGUUUUGUUUGAUAGGCUCCGUCCACUGUGUGUAAAAACUGGAUUUGGAUAUUCAAAAGCUCUUUGGAUUGCGGCAAUAGUUAUUAUUUUUCCCAUCUGAGCAGCGGUUUGGAAAGGACUACAGUGUAAAUUGUCAAGUGAAAUACCAUGCCAUCAUGAACCUGUGGUUAUUAUAUCGGUGGCACACUGAAAUACCACACCAUCAUGAACCUGUGGUUAUUAUAUCGGUGACACACUGAAAUACCACGCCAUCAUGAACCUGUGGUUAUUAUAUCGGUGACACACUGAAAUACCACACCAUGAACCUGUGGUUAUUAUAUCGGUGACGCACUGAAAUACCACACCAUCAUGAACCUGUGGUUAUUAUAUCGGUGACACACUGAAAUACCACACCAUGAACCUGUGGUUAUUAUAUCGGUGGCACACUGAAAUACCACACCAUGAACCUGUGGUUAUUAUAUCGGUGACACACUGAAAUACCACACCAUCAUGAACCUGUGGUUAUUAUAUCGGUGACACACUGAAAUACCACACCAUCAUGAACCUGUGGUUAUUAUAUCGGUGACACACUGAAAUACCACACCAUGAACCUGUGGUUAUUAUAUCGGUGACACACUGAAAUACCACACCAUGAACCUGUGGUUAUUAUAUCGGUGACGCACUGAAAUACCACACCAUGAACCUGUGGUUAUUAUAUCGGUGACACACUGAAAUACCACACCAUCAUGAACCUGUGGUUAUUAUAUCGGUGACACACUGAAAUACCACACCAUGAACCUGUGGUUAUUAUAUCGGUGGCACACUGAAAUACCACACCAUGAACCUGUGGUUAUUAUAUCGGUGACACACUGAAAUACCACACCAUCAUGAACCUGUGGUUAUUAUAUCGGUGACACACUGAAAUACCACACCAUGAACCUGUGGUUAUUAUAUCGGUGACACACUGAAAUACCACACCAUGAACCUGUGGUUAUUAUAUUGGUGACACACUGAAAUACCACACCAUCAUGAACCUGUGGUUAUUAUAUCGGUGACACACUGAAAUACCACACCAUCAUGAACCUGUGGUUAUUAUAUCGGUGACACACUGAAAUAC
Oncorhynchus mykiss (rainbow trout) is the source of this 8488-nucleotide messenger RNA. NCBI's taxonomy places the organism in Eukaryota, Metazoa, Chordata, Actinopteri, Salmoniformes, Salmonidae. The record is from RefSeq and is a predicted model, not a curated record.